CUACAACAGCAACCUUAAAGAUCUAAGGAGUACAUUGAAGAAUUUUGAUGCUGUGAAACAAAGGAUGAACCAUGCAGUUGAAGAAGUCGAAAGAAAAGUUAAUGAAAAAGUGGAAGUUGAUGUCCGGAACUGGCAGACAGAAGCAGAUGAGAUCUCUCGAGAGGCAGAAGCAAUAUUGGAUGAUGAAGGCCGUGCAAAGACAAAAUGUUUGUAUAUAUGUCCUAACCUGAUAUCCUAUCAUCAGCUCAGCAGAAAAUCAACUAAAUUGGUGAGAAAGAUUGAAGAACAUGAAAAUAAAAAAGAGUUUCCCACAAUUUCUUACAAUGCUGCCUUAGAAGACAUAUCUGCCAUAGCCUCCGACGAGUACAUGGCCUUUGAAUCAAGGAUUUCAAUGGUGAAGGAUAUCAUUACGGAAUUGAAAAAACCUGAUAUCAACAGGAUUGGGGUGUACGGAUUAGGGGGCGUUGGGAAGACAACACUUGCCAAAGAGGUUUACAGAGAAGCUGUGAAAGAGAAGUUAUUUGAUGAUGUGGUUCUGGUACUAAAUGUCAAAGAAAAAAGAGACAACGAAAAAAUUCAAAAAGAAAUUACCAAAAAGUUGAUGAUGUACGUUGAUGAAUCUGAGGAUAGGGGAACAAGGGGGAAUCUCCUACGGGCCAGGAUAAAAGAGGGGAAGACUCUUGUCAUUUUAGACGAUGUUUUGGAAAGAAUUGACUUUGAAGCUGUGGGACUCGUCGGUGUGCCGAACUGUAAGCUAUUAUUGACAUCUAGAGAAAAAAAAGUUUUAUGCUCUGAUAUGCGUACGCAAAAAGAUUUUCAACUUGGAUUUUUAAGAGAAAAAGAAAGUUGGAGUUUGUUUGAGAAGAUGGCAGGUAAUGUCGUUAAAGACAACCGUAUACUGAAAGAAGCAACCCAACUAGCAAAGAAAUGUGGAGGUUUGCCGGUUUUGGUUGUUGCAGUUGCAAGUGCUUUAAGGGAUAGUAGUUUGGAUGAAUGGAAAGUUGCGCUGAGAAGUUUCAAAAGAUUUGACAAGAAAGAAUUGAAUGAAAAAGAAUUCUUGGCUCUAAAGUGGAGUUACGAACAAUUGGAGGAUCAAGAGCUUAAGCAAUUGUUCUUGCUUUGCGGAAUUCUUGCAUUUGGGAAUGGCAAGAUUUAUGUCUUUUACUUGUUUCAAUGUGCUAUGGGCUUGGGUUUGGUUAGAAGCGUUGAGACAGUGGAAGAGGCACGGAUUUCAUUGAAUUCAAUGGUUAAAAAACUAAAAAAUUCUUGCCUAUUACUGGACGGUUAUGACGAUGAGACUGUUAGAAUGCAUGAGCUUGUACUAGAUGUUGCUGUCCGGAUUGCAUCUGAUGAUCAAAAGGCCUUUUCAAGAAAAUAUGGAGAUGGGUUGAAAGAAUGGCCAACUGAGGAUUUCCUUAAAAAAUGCACAUGGAUCUUCGUAGAAGGUGGCAACAUCCCCAGACUUCCUGAAGCACCUUGGGAAUGCCCAGAAUUAAAAUUGUUGACGUUGGAUGUGCAUAAUAUUGGCGACUCCCAGGAAAUCCCAAGCAAAUUUUUUGAAGGGAUGAAAGAACUCAAAGUGUUGGAUUUAACCAAAUUCCAUAUUCCGUCACUACCUCCGUCUCUUCAAUCCCUAAAGCAUCUCCACACAUUGUGUUUCGGUUACUGCGAGUUGGUAGACAUAACACUUGUUGGGCAGUUAACAAACUUGAAGAUCCUUAGCCUGCUACACUCCAAGGUUAAAGAGUUGCCCAAAGAAAUAGGGCAAUUGACUAGGCUACAAUUAUUGGAGUUGACUGGCUGCUCUGAACUGAUUUUGGUCUCACCUGAUGUUAUAUCAAGUUUGACAAGACUAGAAGAUUUGAGGAUGGGAAUAAAAAGCUUCAAACAGUGGGAAGGUGAAGGUUUGGUCGAUGGCAGAAGAAGUAAUGCUAGGGUUUCAGAGCUGAAGAACUUAUCUCAUCUAUCCGCAUUGGACAUACAUGUUCCAGAUGCUAACCUUCUUCCAACCAACUUGUUCUCCGAUAAUUUAGAAAGAUACACCAUACUUAUCGGUGAUUGUUGGAAAUAUCCUGACAUCUAUGCAACCUGCUAUAACAUGCUAAAACUCAAGCUCACCAGGACUAAUCAAUUCGACCGAGGUAUAAAGUUGCUGGUAAAGAGAUGUGAGCAAUUGUACUUGGACGGGAUGGAGAUUGUGAGUAUUAUUUCCUUUCUAUUUCACAGUGAAGCUGUUAAACAACUGAAGCAUCUCCAUGUUCCAAAACAACGACCAAGUUACAUAUCUCAUUAACUCCAUCAGUUGGCAUUAUUCUCGUAAUGCCUUCCCCAACCUGGAAUCUCUAUUUUUUGAAGACCUUGUGAGCUUGGAAAGUGUGUGUUAUGGGCAACUCGUAGGCGAACCUUUCCAAAAGUUAAAAUCUUUGACAUUGCGGAAUCUACCAAAGCUUAUUGGUUUCUCUUCCAAAGGCAAGCUAACGAUUGAUACAGAAGCCGACGAAAUCGUUUUGGAGGAUGAAGUUGGUGGACCACCGAGACUUUUCAGUAAUGGAGAGGUUAUGAUGCCCAACUUAACAACCUUGACUGUGCAUCAAUGUGAUAGUUUAAGAUUCUUGUUUUCGAGUUCCAUGGCUAAAUGUCUCAGACAACUCAAAAAUCUC
This is a messenger RNA of Malus domestica (apple), 2660 nucleotides long. NCBI's taxonomy places the organism in Eukaryota, Viridiplantae, Streptophyta, Magnoliopsida, Rosales, Rosaceae. The record is from RefSeq and is a predicted model, not a curated record.